Molecule: messenger RNA, 804 nt
Organism: Adelges cooleyi (spruce gall adelgid)
Lineage: Eukaryota; Metazoa; Arthropoda; Insecta; Hemiptera; Adelgidae
Product: ubiquitin carboxyl-terminal hydrolase 3-like
Exons: 5
Coding region: 1-804 (267 amino acids)
Biological process (GO): protein deubiquitination
Cellular component (GO): cytosol; nucleus
Molecular function (GO): cysteine-type endopeptidase activity; cysteine-type deubiquitinase activity
Source: RefSeq, a predicted model, not a curated record
AUGUUUACCGUUUACCUCGAAAAAUUGGACUACAACAAUAAUUUGAACCUGUUUAAAAACAAAACGCAGUUGUAUAUAGUUCAAGACCUACAGAUAAUAUUGACCAGCCUGAGCAAGUGGAAGCCUCGGGACUCCAAUCUGAGGAACUCCAUAUCGGCUCGUUCUUUAUACAAAGUGGUUUUUGAAUGCUCAAAACACGUUAUCGGCGAAUAUAAACAAAACGACGCUGUAGAACUUCUAAUGUACGUUUUGAACAAACUCGAUUCUGAGCUUAGGCAACGUCCGCCGGCAGAGGGCGAAGAUAAAAUUACAUUUUCGGAUGAUCCCUCAUUCGCCACGUCCAUGUUCAGCAGCAUGCUGAUAUGCCGAGAAUGCUGUCAAGGAUGUGGAUCGUUGUACACUCAAAGGAGUGAAACCAAUUUGGUAAUUUCGUUGGGUAUCCCUUCGGAAUAUUAUAACGGCGUUUCGACUAAUAGUUCAGUCGGCACCUUAACCGAUUGCUUGGAACGUUUUUUCGGAGUGGAACAACUCCAAGACAAACGUGUGGACUGUAAAGUCUGCAACAGCAGUCAGAAGUCGAACAGUAAGAUCUGGAUCAGCCAGUUACCCGAAGUACUGUGUUUGCACCUAAGUAGGUUUGUCUAUGAAAACAAUCAGUCUGUCAAAGUGCAGACUCUUAUUCAAUUUCCUAUGGUUUCGUUGGAUAUGUCCAAGUAUGUACAAAGUGAAAACGGGAUUGCCGUCGACAGGGAAGACUGUCUGUACGACUUAUCGUCCGUUAUCGAGCACAAAGGCAAUAGGUGA